UCUUAUACAUGAUAAUUUUACUUUGUCUAAUUUUGUACAAUGUUGCAUACCUUUUGUUGGAUUCUGAGUUGAGUUUGAAGUAUGAAUUGAAUUCAAGGUAUGAAGUGACUUUGAAUUUGAACUUUAAAGACUUGGUCUUAAAACACAACGAUUUUGAAAUUUUCUAUUUGCCAUUAAUAUUUUUAUUUUCUUUUCAAUUUUUUGUACUAGCUUGCUCUAGCUUGACAAGAUGGAAACCAGCAUCCCAAAUAUGUCCGGACAACCCUCAGAUACCACCCGGGAAGUAAGGGAUCAGACUGUUCAGGGAACAGAAUCCACAGAGUCCCCAUCAAGUAUGUUUUGGGAAGUAAAACAUGAGAUAGAGGAGAAAAUAGCUUCAGGUGGGGGAAUGAGAGCUGGCAUUUUUGGAUUAACAAAUAACAGCAAUGAAUGCUUCAUUAACGGGACCAUACAGUUGCUGCUAGCUCUUCAAAAUUUAGUAGAAAUUUUCGCGAUUGCCAGCAAUCAAACGUCACAAACUGGCAUUUUUGGAUUAUCAAAUAACGGCAAUGAAUGCUUCAUUAACGGGACCAUACAGUUGCUGCUAGCUCAACAAAAUUCAGUAGAAUAUUUUCGCGAUUGCCAGCAAUCAAACGUCACAAAGGGGAUUGUUGGAAUUAUCGGUCAAGGAAAUAAAUUGUAAUAACCAACUGUUACGAGGAGAGGAAUGCGCGAGACCCAACAAGAAUAAAUGGCUCCUGCAGGAUUCUAACAUUGAGAAAUUGCAGCAAAAAUUGGCA
Molecule: messenger RNA, 779 nt
Organism: Nilaparvata lugens (brown planthopper)
Lineage: Eukaryota; Metazoa; Arthropoda; Insecta; Hemiptera; Delphacidae
Exons: 4
Coding region: 230-682 (150 amino acids)
Source: RefSeq, a predicted model, not a curated record